CUGCACCGCACUGUAAGCGCUAAGGCAGCAGGGCUCGUCUGAGAUUCUGACAGGAGGCGUAACGGAGGCUGCAUCGGGAACCUAGACAAAAAGAUAACACAGAAUGGCGGUGAACGUAUACUCCACAUCUGUAACCAAUGAGAACCUGAGCCGACAUGACAUGCUGGCAUGGGUGAACGACUCUCUCCAGCUCAGCUACACCAAAAUAGAGCAAUUAUGUUCAGGUGCAGCAUAUUGUCAGUUCAUGGACAUGUUAUUCCCAGGGUGUAUUUUUCUCAAGAAGGUGAAAUUCCAAGCAAAGUUGGAACACGAGUAUAUACACAAUUUCAAAGUUCUUCAAGCAGCUUUCAAGAGGAUGAGUGUGGACAAAAUAAUCCCAGUGGAAAAGCUUGUCAAGGGGAAGUUCCAAGACAACUUUGAAUUCGUCCAAUGGUUCAAGAAAUUCUUUGAUGCCAACUAUGAUGGAAAAGAGUAUGAUCCUCUUCAAGCUAGACAGGGUCAAGACAUCGCUCCUCCCCUGAAUCCAGGUGAACACUUUUCCCACAAACCCAAGAGAACUGGUCCAGGGCCACAGAGAACAUCGCCCACAGUCCCCAAAAACAUGCCCACGCCACAGAGGGUGAUGACCACGACUGUCAGGAAGAACCCCAGUCUCACUCGGAAUGGAGGUGGCGAUGCUGAGAUCAUGGAGCUUAAUCAACAGUUAAUGGAACUGAAGUUAACUGUAGACGGUCUGGAGAAGGAAAGAGAUUUCUACUUCAGCAAACUGCGAGACAUUGAGCUGAUCUGCCAGGAACACGAGAACGAGAACAACCCCAUCCUCACUCGGAUAAUCAACAUCCUUUAUGCCACAGAGGAAGGAUUUGCAGCGCCAGACGAUGAGGAAAUAGACGAGCAGGCCCACUUGGACCAGGAUGAAUACUAAGUGCUCCCUUCCCGUCCCUCCCUACCCAUGUCCCCAUUCUUCUUGCCCCUCUACCCCCACCCCCAUCCCCUUCACUUUGCAAUUAUUCCCCCAUUGCACGCUGUUGAUAUCUCCUCCAUUACCUCUGUAUCUAUGGAUGCCCUGUAUGUACUAAGUAUCUGUUUGUCUACUUCUACUACAGUUCAUGCACUACACCUCAGAGGCCCAGUACUACCUGCUUCACCCAGACAAUAGCAUCAGCAGUGAUAUAUCCUAGUCAUCUCAGCAUGUUUUACAUUUCGACACGGAGAAUGAACACGAACAAGGCAUCAGACGCUGAGGGUAGCACAAUGGACUUAACGCAGUAAAUGUUACGAUGAGAAAGUAUUUUUGAAGAAAAACCAAAAAAAAAAAAAUAGGAUGCUGCCUGGAAUGCAGUUAUUCGCCUUAGAUCUCCUGCAUAUUUUGUCAUCGCUCUGUACUUGCUCUGUUCAUUAAGGUCAUUCUAUAAAAUAGUUACGUUACUGACAAGCUAGCACAAUAAUAAGUAAAAAUACUGUGAAUUCUGCCAGUCUGCCAUGCUUGGAUUUGCUAUUUUGGGUCUUUCUGGAUAAAGCAAUUACAAAGGUAUAAUAAAGGAAGUUUAGGAAGACAAAAGAAAAAAAGAAAGGGGCAUUUUAAAAUGAAAAGGAAUAAAGAAACCAAACUCAAAGAAUGUAACACAUUGCCCUUUUACCGUUUAGUUAGGUAUUACAGUACAUAUCUAAUGGGAGCAUGUGAAUGUUAUACAUGUAUAGUGAAUGAAUGAUAUAUUUGUUUUUUUUUCCUUUUAAUGGAGUUUUGGCUCAGUUUGAUUGAUUCAAUACUGCUCAUACACAUUUCACACAAUGAAACUACUGUUGGAAUGAAAGUGGUAAUUGAUACUAAUCAAUCAGAACAGUGACACUACUGAUCAAAUGGCAUUUAAUUGAGGUAUUGCUGCUAAUUGUACUGCAUUUAUGUAUCUUAUUUUAUUAUUUAUUUUAUUCUGCUAUUGACUAGCAUGAGCUGUGUUUUUGUGACUAUGUUAGGAGUUAAGGCCCAGAUGUGAAGGAACUGAAUGCUGUUUGCUAGAAGCAUUGUGCUGCCUUUACAGUCUGAAUCCUCACCCAUCUGCAUCGAGACUGUCUCAGUCAUCCUUGUUUUGUCUACAUUAAAAAAAAAAAUGGACAUGAUAGUCUUUGCAUAAAUUGUUUUGCGUUUUAUUGAGUAAAUAAACAGUUGUAAAAA
Neoarius graeffei (lesser salmon catfish) is the source of this 2173-nucleotide messenger RNA. It is a transcript of the gene mapre3a, whose product is annotated as microtubule-associated protein, RP/EB family, member 3a. NCBI's taxonomy places the organism in Eukaryota, Metazoa, Chordata, Actinopteri, Siluriformes, Ariidae. Gene Ontology annotation, cellular component: cytoplasmic microtubule; microtubule plus-end; spindle midzone. Gene Ontology annotation, biological process: spindle assembly; protein localization to microtubule plus-end; regulation of microtubule polymerization or depolymerization. The record is from RefSeq and is a predicted model, not a curated record. Gene Ontology annotation, molecular function: microtubule plus-end binding. Bases 104 to 925 code for a protein of 273 amino acids. The transcript has 7 exons.